CACACAACGCGAAUAAUAACGGUAAAAGAUCAGGUCAGUGCAAUUGGCAAAACGUAGUGAAAAACGGAGGAGGAGGUGAAGGCGUUAAAUUUUGCAUGUACCGUAUGUGUGUGUAUGAAAAACAAUUCAAUAUUUUGGAGAUAUUCAAAUAAACAAAACGUCUCGCGUGCGCCACUUGGUCAAGAGUGAAAACAGAUCCGUUGGCCGCCACAACGAAAGUGCGGGGGCGUAGAGGCGAAGAAGUUUCUGCGAUGACGGCACUUUAAACGAUUGAUUGCAGACUAUAAAGCGUUUUGUGUGUCAAUAACAUAUGUAUUUAAGCGAAUUUUCCUCAAUUUUCAUGAAUGAGUCGAGUCGGUGGACACAGAAAUUACGAAAACCGAAAUUGUAGUGUAAACAAAAUCAAACAGCAUGGAAAAUGUGCGGUUUUCCAUAAUUGAGAACGAACUAAAAUGGCACUCGGAGAGUGAGGCAGCCGAGAUGGACAUGCUCUAUGAUAAGAGCAGCAUCUCCAGCGAGGUCAACAGCGAUGCUGUGUUUAGCAAUGAGGCGCAUGAGAUAUUUGCCAGGCAGCAGCAGAAUCAAGUGCUCUGGCAGCCUCAAGAGAUUGAGGACACACUAUGCAUGCUGCCCAAGGCCAGGCACAUGCUGGAGAUGGUCAAGUCGGGUUGCUUUCUGGAGCUAAUGAUUGAGCCCAGCGACUGCAAGCUGGCGCUGAUUUGUUGUGCCAUCUAUGGCUCUGUGGAGAACAUUAUCUAUCUGCUGACACACUUUAAUGCCGAUCCAAAUGCCUGCGACAGUCGUGGACGCACUAUGUUGCAUUUUGCUUGUAUGCGCGCCAAUGCGCCCAUUGCAAAGGUGCUGCUGGAUCGUGGCGCCGAUCCAAAUCGCUGGGAUGCUCAGAAGGAAGUGACACCGCUGCACUGUGCUGCCAGCUCCAAAAGCGUCGAGUGUAUUUUGCUUUUGCUGCGUCGCAAAGCAAAUAUAAAUAUUGGCAUUGAGCGCCGAUCUGGUUUGCAUUAUGCCAUCGACGGCAAUGCUGUGGAUUGUGUGGAAACUUUGCUAAAAUACGGCGCCGAUCCGAAUACGCCGCAAGUUUACACGGAGACGCCGCUGCAUACGGCAUCUGCCUCCGGAUUUACGCGCUGCGUGGAGCUGCUGCUGCAACACAAUGCCGAUGUGCGUUCCCAAUUUGGAGAAGGCAAGGUGACAGCAUUGCAUUUGGCUGCUGAGAACGACUAUGCGGAGUGUGUGCGUCUGCUGCUGGAUCAUGGCGCCGAUGUGAAUUGCCGGAAUGCCAGCCAGCAGACGCCGCUGCAUUUGGCAUGUCUUUCGCAGUCCAUUGGCACGGUGGAGAUCUUGCUCAAGUAUGGCGCCAAUGUGAAUGCAGUUUAUCGCGAUGGACGCACAGCGCUGCAUGCGGCAAUAGUGAAGCAGUCGCGUUGCCUGGACUGCUGCAAUGCGCUGCUCAAGGCGGGCGCCGAUGUCAACAAGGCGGAUGACUAUGGCUAUACGCCACUGCAUAUUGCAGCGUUGAACGAGUUCAGCAGCUGUGUUUACACCUUUAUAGAGCAUGGCGCUGAUAUAACUGCACGCACCGAUGGCCACACCUCCGCCUUAACCUUCAUUGUGCGGCGCUGUCCCGAGAUUAUACCCAAGCUUAUGCAUAAGCUGGACAGCUCUAUAACAGCAAAUGAGCAUGAGAUUGGCGAUGUGGACUGUCAAAUCAAGCUGGACUUUCGGCUGCUGGUGCCCAGCUCCUCCAUGGAAAAAGGCGAAACGGAGCUCAUGCUAACACUCAUCGAAGUGGGACAAAAGCGCAUUUUAAUGCAUCCACUCUGCGAAACGUUUCUCUUUCUCAAAUGGCGACGCAUACGCAAAUUCUUUCUCAUGAGCCUGGCCUAUCAUACGCUCUUUGUGCUGCUCUUUACGCUCUACGUGAUUGGCGUCUAUGUGCGCUGCUGCAAAAAGGACGAGCCAUGCCAAGCGCCCGCUUAUGUUUCCAGCCUAGGCUAUGCAGUCAUCACGCUUAAUCUUGUGCUGCUGGGCAAGGAGCUGUUCCAGAUGGCGCAUGGUCUACAUGGCUAUGCCAAAUACUGGGAGAAUUGGCUGCAGUGGACCAUUGUCUUUGGUGUUUUGCUGUGUGUGACACCCGAUAUACUUUGGACUCGCGAUCUGUUGACUGUUCCUCAGUGGCAACAUCAUGUAGCCGCAGUGGUUAUACUGCUAGUUUGGCUGGAGCUUAUGAUGCUGGUGGGACGCUUUCCCAUGUUUGGCGUCUAUGUGCAAAUGUUUACCAAGGUUGCUGUCAACUUUGCCAAAUUUCUGCUCGCCUACAUUUGCCUGCUCAUUGCCUUUGGACUGAGCUUUGCUGUGCUCUUCAAUGAUUAUCCUGCCUUUGAGAAUAUCACCUGGUCCGUGCUCAAGUCCUUUACUAUGAUGUCGGGCGAGCUGGAGUUUGAAGACAUAUUCUAUGGCGACUAUGCAGUCAAGUUUCCGGUCACCUCGCACAUUAUCUUUCUGGCCUUUGUGCUGCUGGUAACUGUCAUAUUGACCAACUUGAUGCUGGGCCUGGCUGUUAGCGAUAUACAAGGACUGCAGGUAUCGGCUACGCUGGAUCGUCUGGUCAGACAGGCAGAGCUGGUGUCCCGACUGGAGAGCUUCUUCUUUUCGAAGCUGCUGCGCAAUGCGCCGCUGGUGCAGCUCUGCAAGCGCAAAGCGCUGCUGCGCACCUCACGCGACAAAUUGCAGUUCACAGUGCGUCCCAAUGAUCCACGCGAUCGCUCCGAGCUGCCCGAGGAUAUCAAGCUGAAUAUCUAUAAACUGGUGGCGGAGCGCAGAGAUCGCAAUAUGAGCAUACGACGCAGACAGUUUGAGAAUAAUUAUCACAUGUUUAGCUGCAGUUUGCAGCGCAAGCAGCAGCAGCAGCAACAAGAGACACCGCAGCCGACGCAGCAGCUGCCGGCGGAACAGCGUUACUCCAAUCAGGCGCAGCAGUUUCAAAUGCAUGAGCUGCUGCGUCCACGCUCGGCUACGAAUGUGCCGCAGCAGCUGCGGCAGGAGCAGCAAACCAUAGUGAAGCUUAAGAACGAAGCCAACGAUUGGCGCUUGGAGCUGCAGCAGCUGAAGCAACAGCUCAACGAGCUGACGCUCAAAUUCGAUAAAUUUGCAGACACUGCUAUGCGUAAGCUCAACUACAGCGCCGAUGAGCUCUGCCGCAUGAAGCAGCAGCAGCAACAACAGCAGCCAGGCAUGACGUCACCAGCGAAUACGCAACGUCAACAUCAUCGUUAAGCUUUAUAGUUUAUAAACAUAUAUAUAUAUUUUGUAUUACAUUAAAUGUGCAACAUUUA
Drosophila busckii is the source of this 3353-nucleotide messenger RNA. RefSeq names its product transient receptor potential channel pyrexia (gene pyx). Gene Ontology annotation, cellular component: membrane. The transcript is spliced from 8 exons. Lineage: Eukaryota; Metazoa; Arthropoda; Insecta; Diptera; Drosophilidae. Gene Ontology annotation, biological process: monoatomic ion transport; transmembrane transport. Bases 412 to 3294 code for a protein of 960 amino acids. The record is from RefSeq and is a predicted model, not a curated record. Gene Ontology annotation, molecular function: protein binding; monoatomic ion channel activity.